CUGGCCUAUCUCUGUUUUGUUUAUUGCAAAACACAUGCUUUCACCGAAAAAUCUCUCGCAACAAACCCUUGUGUUCUGACCCUGCUUCCACCGAUUUUUCCUUCACCAGCUCUCUGUUUCUUUUUUUUUUUAUUUUAUUUCGGAAUAUUAAAAAAGUGUAUGAAUGAAUGUGUCAAUAGUUAAGGUUGUCAUCUGGAUAAUUCCAGCUUGUGCUGAGCUAGAUUCUUGCUGAAAUGGAUUUAUUCUUCUCGUGUCAGUAGCUGUACUGAACUUUCUCUCAAAACAACAAAAAGGGUCACUUCAGAAUUCAGAUUUCCCUUUUGCUCCUCUACCUUGAUUCAAGUUGCUUCUGCAUAAUAACAAAGGUGCCAUCUUUUUCUGUCUUUGUUAUCCGUCUUUUUCUGUUGUUUGACUUGAAUGAUUUUCUGGUUGAUGAGUGCAAGGUUUAUCAGUUCUUUUCCUGCUUGUGCCAUAAACUUCAAUUAGCUUCACACUGAGAGAGAGAGAGAGAGAGAGAGAGAGAGAGAGAGAGAAUUAAUAUCCCCAGUGGUCUCUAUUCAUUUGUUGAGGCCACAAUGAUUGAUCGGAGAAAUCUUGGUUUUUUUCUCUGUGCUUUAUCGAUCUUCCCUCUUGUAUGUUUUUCUGCCACCUUUGUUCCAGUUGAUAAUUAUCUUAUAGACUGUGGAGCAUCUGCAAAUACUACAGUAGGUAGGCGCAAUUUCACAGCAGAUAAUUUGUUCAAGGAUCUCCUUUCUACACAAGAAGAUAUUCUUGCCAAUUCCUCCUCAAAAUCAAGCACUUCUUCCUCUGAUGAUUGGCCUCUCUAUCAAACUGCAAGAAUCUUCAAUGGACCCUCGAAGUACACCUUUCCAAUUAGGCAAAAGGGGAGACACUGGAUCCGUCUAUAUUUCUUUCCUUUUACUCACGAAAAGUACAAUUUGGGUGCUGCAAAUUUCACUGUCGCCACGCAAGACCAUGUUCUUUUCAGUAGCUCCAGCAUGCAGAAAGAUCCUGUGAUGAAGGAGUACUCUGUGAAUGUAACCUCAGACAACCUCGUUAUCACCUUUGCCCCUUCUGGCAAUUCCACUGCCUUUGUGAAUGCCAUUGAAGUUGUUUCUGCUCCCGAUGACCUAAUUGUUGAUGUUUAUUCCGGCUUAGAUCCGUCGGUAACCUUAUCUGGGUUGGUGACGCAAUCACUGGAGACAGUUUGGAGGGUUAACAUGGGUGGUCCAACUGUGACCCCCGUGAAUGACACCCUUCAAAGAACUUGGAUUCCAGAUCAAAGGUUCCUUUUGGAACCUAACCUUGCCAAAUCUUUUAGUAAUAUCGCUGCUGUCAAGUAUGAGAAAGGUGGUUCAACAACAGAAAACACCGCUCCCGCUACUGUUUAUGGUACCCUCUCAGAGAUGAACUCGUCCUCUGAUCCCCGAAGUAAUUUCAAUGUGACAUGGAAGUUUGAUGUGAGUCCUGGAUUUCAGUACCUUGUUCGAUUUCACUUCUGUGAUGUGGUCACCAACGGUCUCAAUUCACUCUACUUCAAUAUUUAUAUUGAUUCCAAGAUGGCUGCUGCUGAUUUUGAUCUCAGUACUCAUACUAAUAAUGCUUUGGGGGUUCCAUAUCAUAUGGAUUUGGUUACACCGUUGGCUGUGAACAAUACACUUCGUGUAAGUAUUGGUCCUUCUGGUUUAAAUAAGGAUUACCCGAAUGCAAUUUUGAAUGGGCUGGAGAUCAUGAAAAUGAACAAUUCGAUGGGCAGUCUCAUCACAGGAACAGUACCUGCAGCUAUUGGUAUAGGUUCAAGUUCUAAGAGUAUUGGCAUGAUUGUGGGUGUGGUUGUUGGUGUAGUUGGUGCAGUUGUCUUGGCUGGACUUAUCUUUGUAUUGUGCAUGAGGAGACGAAAGUUGGCUCGGCAAAGGCAGUCAAAGACAUGGGUUCCUUUAUCCAUCAAUGAUGGAACUACUUCUCAUACCAUGGGAAGUAAAUAUUCUAAUGGCACGACACUAAGUGUUGCUUCAAACCAUGAGUACCGAGUGCCUCUUGUUGCAGUUCAGGAGGCUACAAACAACUUUGAUGAGAGUUGGGUUAUUGGGAUAGGUGGCUUUGGUAAAGUGUACAAAGGAGAGUUAAGUGAUGGCACAAAAGUGGCAGUUAAGAGGGGAAAUCCACGGUCCCAGCAGGGGCUUGCAGAGUUCCAAACUGAAAUUGUAAUGCUGUCUCAGUUCCGCCAUCGCCAUCUGGUGUCUUUGAUUGGUUAUUGUGAUGAAAGGAAUGAAAUGAUCUUGAUAUAUGAGUAUAUGGAGAAAGGAACUCUCAAGAGUCAUUUAUAUGGCUCAGAUCUGCCUAGCUUAAGCUGGAAGGAGAGGCUUGAGAUAUGCAUUGGAUCAGCCAGAGGACUUCAUUAUCUUCACACUGGCUAUGCUAAAGCUGUUAUUCACCGUGAUGUGAAGUCUGCAAAUAUCCUACUUGAUGAGAAACUAAUGGCUAAAGUCGCUGAUUUUGGACUGUCAAAGACGGGGCCUGAAAUUGACCAGACACAUGUGAGCACAGCUGUGAAAGGUAGUUUUGGGUACCUGGAUCCAGAGUAUUUCAGGAGGCAACAACUGACAGAAAAGUCAGAUGUGUAUUCAUUUGGGGUAGUUCUGUUUGAAGUUCUUUGUGCAAGACCUGUCAUAGAUCCAACACUUCCCAGGGAAAUGGUAAACUUGGCAGAAUGGGCAAUGAAAUGGCAGAAGAAGGGGCAGUUGGAGCAGAUCAUAGAUGAAAGACUUGCAGGAAAAAUCAGACCAGAAUCUCUCAGGAAGUUUGGAGAAACUGCUGAGAAAUGCUUGGCUGAUUAUGGUGUUGACAGACCUUCCAUGGGAGAUGUCUUGUGGAAUUUGGAGUAUGCUCUCCAACUUCAAGAGGCUGUGGUUCAAGGUGAUCCUGAAGAAAACAGCACCAAUAUGAUUGGUGAACUCUCUCCACAGGUCAACAAUAUCAGCCAGGAUGCAAGUGCUUCUAUUACACAAUUUGAAGGCACAAGUCUUGAUGAUCUCUCUGGUGUUUCUAUGAGUAGGGUCUUCUCACAAUUGGUGAAGUCUGAGGGUAGAUAGAUGGCUCUGGAUUUAUCCAAUCUUAUAAAUUAUGUCACAGUGCUCUUAUGUUAUGAUUUUUAUUGUUUUUCUUCUGAUCACUAGUUCUCUUCCUGCACUUGGAAGACUAGGCAUUUCAUAGAUUUGUAAAGAAAUAUUGAGUUGAAACAUGUUUGGUGAAAAUCUUGUGUAAGUUAUGCAGAAACACCUGAACCAAAAAGUGUGGCAAAGUUUGUAUAAUUCCUUGUUUGUUUAAUC
Molecule: messenger RNA, 3329 nt
Organism: Vigna umbellata (rice bean)
Lineage: Eukaryota; Viridiplantae; Streptophyta; Magnoliopsida; Fabales; Fabaceae
Source: RefSeq, a predicted model, not a curated record